GCAGUCUCUACAUUACAUCUGUGCUGUCGGUAGUCUGUACACUGUACAUUAAUAAUUAAGUAUGUUGGUAUAACCGCAAUUGCAAAAAAAAAAAAAAAUAGUGCAAUAAAAUACUGACUGCAAGUACAAGAAGUAGAAGUGGAAAAAGAAGGGGAUGCACUGUUGGAUUGAUGCUGAAUUUGAUAAAGUUUUACUGCUUUGAAAUUAAAUUGCAGAAAGUUUCUUCUUGGCUAUGGCUGACAAAGAGCAGGUUAUUCAAGCAUUGAGAGCUACCUUGAUAUCAGUAAAAGGAGCUUUGACAAUCAAGCAAUGUAACCGUGACUAUCGAGAGUUGCAAGGAGAAUGGAUACCUUUCAAAAAACUUGGUUAUCCAUCAUUGGAUAAGCUUUUUAUUGAUGUUCCUGGUUUUAAAGUGACUCAAAUAAAUGGUGAAUGGUAUGUUGAUGCAAUAGCUAGCCAAGAGACACAACAUAUAGCUACUAUGGUGGCACGACAAAAGUCAAGUAAAAAGGCUACACCAAAAUUGAGCUAUCCAAAUCGAUUCCCAAAAAAACAAGGGUCAUGGCGAAAACCAGCUUCUAGCUAUACGGCAAACUACAAUAAUCAGUACUCCAACCAAUAUUAUAGAGCAAAGACCAGUGCCCCAUUUAACAAUAAUAACCAAUAUCAUAAGAUUAAUAAUAAAUAUCAUUCAAAGUCGAACGAAACGAAACUAUUGUCGAAUGUGAAACAAACAUCGAAGUCAUUAAAUGACCAUGUAGAUAAAUUACCGAAAAGCUCCAAUACAUCGUCACAAAGUUUAAGGGAAGCGAACAACGCACACGCUGAAGAGGUGAAGCAAUCUGCACGCUCUAACAAUGAAAUUGAUGGAAAACAUAGCGGAAAAGUCUCAGCGUCGCAACGAUUGUCCAAUUUAAGAGAUCGUCUUAAUACCGUGGAUCUUAUACCGUUGCAGUUGCCAGCUGCAAAUAAUGAAUGUUUGGAAACCAGUGGUCCUGUCACGAAUGUUGUGCCGGCUCACAACUUGGAGCCUCCACCUGAUUCCACAUCGUCGGUAGAAAAAUUAGAGUGGACUUGUAAAAAGCUUGGACUUCCAGAACCUGUGUACAAGAUGCAUGAGAUACGACCUAAACGAGGGCCUCCCAGUUACGACUGCACCGUGAAAGUAGCAUCGUAUUGCAUUUGCUCGUAUCCUGACUCAUCCCCAUCUGAAGAAUUAGCUAAAGAAGUAGGAGCUGUGAAAUUACUUUCGGUUAUAGAAAGUUCUGAAGCUGGCGGAAUGCCCACUUCUUCAAGCAGCAAUGCUAUUGUAUGUCUCACAGAAUUGAUCUCUGAACAUGAAGCUGGACUCUGGGCGAAUACAGUACCGCAUCUUUAUAGAGAAAAAUAUCAUGAAAAUUUGCCAAGUAACUGGCUAGAAUUAGUGGAAAACUGUCCAAAAAUAAUUAAGGACAGAGUUGUGAACGGCCUUUUAGUACUUCUUCCCAAUAAUGAGCAGGAAGUAUCGACGCCGUUAGAAACUACUACCGUAUUAGACGAUUCCAUGGACAGUGAUUUGCCACCGUUACAAUUCCCUGAUGACAAUUUUUGGAAUGUAUUCGUAACUGUUGCUAAUUCGACUCUUGAAAUUUGGCUGCGAAUCAUUGGAACGCAAUAUAGUGAUGCCUUCGAAACUCUAUUAUCUGAUAUGUCUAAAUAUUAUGACCAUUCUGGAUCACCCGUGGAUAAAUCAAUGAUAAUUAAAAACGCUUGGUAUGCUGUAAAUUUAGAUGAUGGCGGCUGGCAACGUGCUAAAAUAUUAGAGAUAGAAGAAGACACGGCGACGGUUUUUCUUGGUGAUCACGGCGAUGAUGAUGUAGUGUAUAUUAAUAAGAUAAAAAUAUUAGAGCCGCAAUUUAGAAAACUUCCAGCACAGGCGAUCCUGUGCCGGCUGGAGGGCGCGGAGGAGCUGGCGGCGAGCGCGCUGGGCGCGGAGCUGGUGCGGCGCCGGCUGCCGGGCGAGGUGCUGGUGGCGGCGCCGGGCCCGCGCCACGACCCCGCCGACCCCUCCGUGGCCGUCGUGCUCUACGACACCUCCACGCAGCGCGACCUCAACCUCAACAAGGAGAUCGUGCACGACUUCUGCAUCGCGGCUGCCUUCACUAUUACGCAGAAACCGUGCGAGGUGGAGGUGGGGUGCGUGACGGAGGAGGGGCGCGUGUGGGUGUCGCGCGCGGGCGGCGCGGCGCUGGUGCGCGGCGCGCUGGCGCUGCUGACGGCCGGGCCCUACCGCCGCCCGCUGCCCGCCGCGCCGCAGGCGCCCGCGCCCAACGCCGGCACGCUCUACAUCGUGCGCACGCUCGCCGGAGACUGGGUUCGCUGCACGAUUAUAAGCGGAUUGGAUGGCGAAGGCACUGUCAGGACACAACUCGUCGAUAGCGGUCUUAUUUUAAGAGCGCCCUUGUCAUCCUUGGUGCCGCUACAGUCGUUUUCACCAGCUCUUAAUGCCUUUCCAUAUCAGGCAGUGGCGGUGCGGCUGGGCCCGGCGGAGCGCGCGGCGGGCGCCAUGGUGGCGCGGCUGCGCGAGCUGCUGCUGCACAGCAGCGUGCUGUGCCGCGCGCAGCCGCCCGCGCCCGGCGCCGCGCCCGCCGCGCCGCACGUCGAGCUCUUCGUGCGCACGGGCCCGCAGAACAUCCUCGCCUCCGUCAACAACGCCAUACUCAUGGAGUACGACUAUCUGCAGCAUGGCAGGCUUAAGGAAGAUGAAAAAGACACCACGAACCACGUAGAGGCGUUGCACAAGAAAAAGGAACGGAUUUUUAGAAGUCUCUCUAUGCAAGGCGAGGAGCGACCCACGAGCGGCGCAGUGUUGCCUGCGCCGCCGCUUCCAGCUCCCGGCAAGUGCUUCGACGUGUAUAUUGCAAUGGCUGCUAAUCCUUGGAACUUUGUGGUCCAGCCAAACAGUACUAGACAUACUCUGCAAACAAUGAUGUCGACACUACAAACAGAAUGUCCCAAACUGUCUGAGAAGGAUGCUCCAGUAAAUCCAGCUAGUGGAGAACUCUAUACUGUAUAUUACGAAAAAGAUUCAUCUUGGUAUAGAGUGACUGUUGCGGGGACUGUCUCGUCGGAGAUGGUUACUGUCUACUUUUGUGACUACGGAGAUUUGGCGUUAUUCGCUACUAAAGCAUUGCGACCUAUACCAUCGGCAGCGCCGUUAGCGCGGUCUUUACCACCUCAAGCUAUAAAAGCUCGACUAUAUGAUGUUUUUCCUUUACACCAAGACUGGACGGUAGAAGACUGCAUUAGGUUUCAGGAAUUAUGCGUAGAACAGCAGUUUGUAGGCAUUUGCAAAGACGUUGGAAAAGAUCCUCUUAAUCCAAACGAGCCCUUAUUGACACUUGAUCUUAUUGACACAUCUACUGACGAAGACAUAUAUUUAAAUAAACAAUUGGUUGCUGAAGGCAGAGCGCGGCUCGCAUCAACUCCCUAAGCGAUAUUAUAUAAUUUCAAGCUGUUAAGUUUGCUUUAAUACAAGGUAUAACAGAUUACUCUUAGAAUUAUUAUUCUCUGUAUUAAUUUUGUUAUGAGAGAGGACACAGACUGAGUCACGAAACAAAAUGUACCCUCUCACGUAUGGCAUUUUUGGAUCGUCAACUAUAAUAUAUAAAAAACUAUUAACCACGCUCGGAAAAGAGUGAUUUUCGUACGUUGACCUAGGCAUAACUGUAAAUGGUAAUAAAAAUAGUUACGUGGGCGUAUGUGCAGGUCCAUUUCGUACGAAAUUCUCUCUUUUCAGCGCGCAUGGUAUAGUUGUCUCGCGCAGUUUUAUCGGUAGUUGCUUACUUAUUUAUCCGAAAAAAGCCAAGGUUCCUUCACAAAUAGAUUUCCUGGAUAUAUACUGAAAUAUAACUUUGAAGUAGAACUAGUAGUAGCUUGUUUAGUCAAAUAAAUUAAAUUAUUCAGCUUUAUUUUAUUGGAUUGCUUAGAAGUAUUUGUGGAUUUAUGGAUAACAUGUAUUCUAUUAUUGCAGCAUUGAUGCAAUUUAAUUAAAUGAAUCAAGUUAUUCAUAAAUUGGCAGUAUACUUGCAUAUACGCCUGGGAAUUUGUUCCCACAACUCCAGUGAACAUGUAAAUGAAAUGUGAACUGCCUGCAAAAAAAGUAUCGGUAGCCAAAA
Helicoverpa zea (corn earworm) is the source of this 4157-nucleotide messenger RNA. It is a transcript of the gene tapas, whose product is annotated as tudor domain-containing protein 7. The transcript has 20 exons. Lineage: Eukaryota; Metazoa; Arthropoda; Insecta; Lepidoptera; Noctuidae. Gene Ontology annotation, biological process: spermatogenesis. The record is from RefSeq and is a predicted model, not a curated record. The coding region runs from base 233 to 3472 and encodes 1079 amino acids.